Molecule: messenger RNA, 1020 nt
Organism: Drosophila hydei
Lineage: Eukaryota; Metazoa; Arthropoda; Insecta; Diptera; Drosophilidae
Product: uridine phosphorylase 1
Exons: 7
Coding region: 107-997 (296 amino acids)
Biological process (GO): uridine catabolic process; nucleotide catabolic process
Cellular component (GO): cytosol; cytoplasm
Molecular function (GO): uridine phosphorylase activity
Source: RefSeq, a predicted model, not a curated record
GCAAACGCUGAUCUCAAUCGGAACGAACGGCGGAGAGCCGAAAAACAAAAUACCAAAUAUUUGAAAGAAUUUUCACUGACAGCGUUAUCGGCGGAAAGGCAGCAGAAUGUCGUUUUCUACACUGAAGAAUCCUCAUCUAAGUGAAAUGAAGACUGAUUAUCUAUAUCACUUGAACAUUGAUGUGACCGAUACCCAGAACACGAGUGAUAUUCAACAACGAUUCGGAGAUAUUAAGGUUAUAUGCGCUGGUGGCACUGCCCAACGCAUGCGAGAUCUGGCAAUAUAUUUGCAGCCUAUAUUUGGAAUAACUGGCAAACCGGUUGACCUAUGCGAGAGUGGACAUCGCUAUGCUGUCUUCAAGGUGGGGCAGGUCUUGUGUGUCAGCCAUGGCGUUGGGUCCUCUACAUUCUCCGUUGUGCUGCACGAGCUGCUAAAGCUGGUCAGGUAUGCCAAGUGUAAGGAUCCCGUAUUCGUGCGAAUCGGCACUUGCGGCGGCCUAGGCAUUGAGCCAGGCACUGUCGUUGUCAGCAAGGAUGCCUACAAUGGUUACUUAGAGAAUGUGCAUGAGAUCCCCAUUUUGGGAAAGCGCGUGGAGCGACCCGCCAGCUUUCCCCAGGACAUUAUCGAUGACAUUUUAAAGUUUGGCGCACAAAGUAACGAUGGCUUCGCAAUCAUAAGUGCAAAUACCAUGUCAACAGACUGUUUCUAUGAAGGUCAAGGACGCACCGAUGGUGCUGUGUGCGAGUACACCGAUGAAGAUAAGAUGAAUUUCCUCAAGAAGGCAUACGGCAAGGGUAUUCGCAAUAUCGAAAUGGAGGCCACCAUGUUUUCCUCAUUGACUCAAUUGGCUGGAGUCAAGGCUGCGAGCAUUUGCGUAGCACUAAUAAACCGCUUGAACGGCGAUCAGGUUUCUAUCACAAUGGAGCAAAAAAAAGAAUUUGAGCAACGUCCCUUUGUGGUUGUGGAACGUUAUAUUAAACAUCUGCUCAACAAGUAAACUUUAUUUGUGUAUAGUUGAAA